AUGAAAAGAGCAAUCGCCUCUCGCCAAGUGGUACUCACGCUGGCCACAGCACCAUCGUCAGGAGGAAGAAAUCAUCUUCUCGCCAAAACAUCAUCAUCGGCCAAAACUUGUUCUUCAGGAUUCCAUCAUCACCAACAAAACCAAUACGCUAUGUUCUCUACUUCCUGUUUCACCAAAGCAACAGCUUCCACCUCUGGCAACAACAGUAACAAUACGUCAUCAUCGGGCACUACCACUUCGCCAUCAUCGUCGUCCAAUCCAACAACAACAACCAAGGCAACAGAAUCCAUCAAAUAUAACAAGGAAAAUCAACUAAGACCUCCUUCUGAAGCAGGUAGCGGAGGAAGCAAAAAAUCACCUUCCUUGCUGUUCAAAUUGUUACUUUCUCUUUCUGUCAUUUCAGCAGGCUCUCUUGCAGUCCUCAUGUACUUGAAGGAUGAUAUUGAGAAAGCUCGUAAGCUCGAGAAGGAAAUUUCAGAGUUGAAGGCCUACCAGAAGCAAGCAUUGAGUGAUUUAAAUGCAGCCAAUAGGGACAACAUGGAAGGAGAGAACAACUCUGAAAAAGAAGAAAAGAUUCAAGAAUUCAAUAACAAGGCCAAUGAAGAGAGAUCAGCACUCGAAAAUGCUCUUCAAACCGAGUUGCAAAACACUCAACACAGACUUCAAUCCAUUGCUUCUCAACUCGAAGCUCUUCAUCGUGAGAAAUCCUCGAUUGUCCAACAAAUGACCACUCUCGAAAACUCACAAACAGCCAUCAAGAAGGAGGUCGAACAGCUCAAUUCCGAAAAACAAUCGCUCACAGCAGCCAUUGAGAAUGCAAUGACUCACUCAUCGGUACGAGUGGAUAGCUCUAAAUUGGCAUCCAAAGAAGGUCCUCUCUCAGUAGAAGAUCGAGAUUUAUUGAUUCUUCGUAUUCAACAAAUUGAAAAACAACUUGCAACCAAAGAUCAACUCUUACGUACUUUGGAGCACGAGUAUGAAACAAAAUUGAAUCGAGUGCGAGCACUUAGUGAGGAGCAAACUAAACUCGAAAUGGACAAACUCUCUGCAAAACUCUCAGAAAAGCAAACAGAAUUGCAAUUGUUGAGAGAGAGACUCUCGCAAGAGUUGAGUGCUGAGAAAUUGAGACUUUCAUCUGAGAUGGAGCAAUCCCUCAAGGAACAAGCCCAAGAUAUUUCCUCCCUCUACUCUUCUCACGCACAAAAGAAAGAUUUACAAGUGAGAGAGGCUGAGGCCAAAUUGAAACAACUAGAAAAGCACUUCGCUGAGUCUAUUGAUUAUUUCAAUGAUAGCCUUAAAUUACAACAGUACACAACAGCCAUCAUUUCAUUCCAAGAUGCCACUCUCAAUAAGAAGCAACCAUGUAAGAAAGAGGUGGAAAAGUUGAAGACACUCGCUGAAAAUGAUGAUCUUGUGACCACUGCACUCGCUCUCAUUCCCGAACAGGUCAUACUCGAAGGAGCUGCCUCAUCCGAGGACUUGAGGAAUAGAUUUUUGACCGUCAAGAAACAAGCUUUGGCCUCCUCCCUGACACCUUCGCAUGCUGGACUCUUUGGAUAUGUGACUUCGAAACUCGCUUCAGUCUUUGUUGUUGAAGAGCAUGGUUUGGUAUCAGGCGAGUCUGUGAAUGCAGCACUUGCCCGUGCUGAAUAUUAUUUGAAACAUCGAAGAUUGGAAAAUGCCUUGUCAGAAAUUGUCAAUAUUUGUCAACAAAAGGACAAUGAAAAUUUGAAAUUUGUUUUGACUGAUUGGAUGAAGGAUGCCAACGAUAGAGUUCUAUUGGAUCAAGCAUUGAGGAUGUUGCAAUCUCAUCUUGUGGUUCUCUCACAAUCAGUUCAAUAA
Naegleria fowleri is the source of this 1842-nucleotide messenger RNA. RefSeq lists its product as uncharacterized. NCBI's taxonomy places the organism in Eukaryota, Heterolobosea, Eutetramitea, Acrasida, Naegleriidae. Gene Ontology annotation, biological process: cristae formation. Bases 1 to 1842 code for a protein of 613 amino acids. The record is from RefSeq and is a predicted model, not a curated record. Gene Ontology annotation, cellular component: MICOS complex. The transcript has a single exon.